Molecule: messenger RNA, 390 nt
Organism: Stylonychia lemnae
Lineage: Eukaryota; Ciliophora; Spirotrichea; Sporadotrichida; Oxytrichidae
Source: the annotation of a GenBank genome assembly
AUGGCUCCAAAGAAAACUACCGGUUCAGCAAAGGGAACUCCCGCCACCAAGGUCGCUAAGAGAAGCGGAAAGCACGCCGAAAGAAAGGCUGGUGCUCACGGAAAGAAGAAGAGAACUGAAACCUUCUCCGUCUAUAUCUACAGAGUCCUCAAGCAAGUCCACCCAGAGACUGGAAUCUCCAAGAGAUCCAUGCACAUCAUGAACUCCUUCAUCGGAGAUAUCUUCGAGAAGAUCGCUCUCGAGGCUUCAAAGCUCGUCAGAUACAACAAGAAGCACACCCUCUCAUCCAGAGAGGUCCAAACUGCCGUCAGACUCCUCCUCCCAGGUGAGCUCGCCAAGCACGCCGUCUCAGAAGGUACCAAGGCCGUAACCAAGUACAGCAGCGCAUGA